AUGACCUUUAAAGCUCAUCGGAACACGAAAGCAACAACUACAACAACAAAUAUUCCAAGUGAAAGAGAAUUCUUAUUUGACGAUAUAGACGCUGAAAUAAAUAUCAAUCAAAUAAAUAUAAACAUCCUAUCACCAGCUACAAAUACCAGAUUAAUGGCCAAUAGAGCCAAUAAAGAAAUACUUGCUUGCAUCAGCAUAACCGAAGCUUGGACGAACUUAAAGAAAAUGAGCAUUACAUCGAGACGCGAAUGUGUGAUUGAACUGCAAUCUAUUCACAUAUUUGGUAUAAACCGUGAUAACCAAUAUCGACCUAUAUUGGUUAAACCACUCCUGUCAUCAUCGUCUCCAAUGGUACAUGUCGAAUUUGAAUUGUUUACCGCAAAUCCAAAAUCAGACAAUCGUCUUAAUUUGAUUAUGGAACCAUUUGAAUUUAUCUAUGAUGCUGUGAGUAAAAAGAAAAUAUAUUUAAUAUUGGCAAUAAAUCAACCCAUUAAACCAUAUUUUUCAGAUAACUAA
Messenger RNA from Rotaria sp. Silwood2, 516 nucleotides. The record is from the annotation of a GenBank genome assembly. NCBI's taxonomy places the organism in Eukaryota, Metazoa, Rotifera, Eurotatoria, Philodinida, Philodinidae.